Molecule: messenger RNA, 1899 nt
Organism: Hermetia illucens (black soldier fly)
Lineage: Eukaryota; Metazoa; Arthropoda; Insecta; Diptera; Stratiomyidae
Product: glutactin-like
Exons: 7
Coding region: 188-1828 (546 amino acids)
Source: RefSeq, a predicted model, not a curated record
AUCGUAGUCCUAAUUCAAUCAAUUGGAGUUUUAUAUGAGUCAGCUCUCCAUAUUCAGUAUCACUGACCUCGAUAACCUUUACCGCCUAAGCAAAGAACCGCCGCAUCGCAGACUAAAUUAAGCCACAAUCUAGCUACACAUAAGAUCAGUAUCAUUUAGUGCGUGACAAGAAACAGUUGGCGAAGCAAUGGUACUUCUGAAAAUCUUUGUAUUUUUGUUCGGUGUCGCAGCCACAGUGGGCUUUCAACCUCUUGUGGUCAUCCCAGGAGUAGGGCGUGUUGCAGGGACGAUUGGAUCUACGGCAUGGAGUAAACGCCCGAUUAUUCAGUUCCACGGGAUUAAAUAUGCAGAAUCUCCGAAUGGACCAAAUCGGUUUCAACCUCCUGUGAAAGCUCAUCCCUGGGGACACGUCUACGAUGCCUCCAAACCAGGUCCAGCGUGCCCGUCAUUCAAAAACAUGGUAGAAGAUCCUGGGAGAGAUGUUGAAGAUUGCCUAACUUUAACGAUACAUACACCAGCGUUGACCGGACGAUUUCCAGUAAUGUUCUACAUUCACGGAGAAUUCUUCUUCGAUGGAAGCUCUGAGGAAGCCCAGCCAAACUAUUUACUGGAAAAAGAUGUUGUCUUGGUGUCUGUCCAAUACCGAUUAGCUCCAUUUGGAUUUUUAUCAACACGUUCAGCAGAGAUUCCUGGAAAUAUGGCCGCAUUGGACGUGAUUAUGGCGUUGGAAUGGGUAAAAACUAAUAUUCCAUUCUUCGGCGGUAACGGCGAUGAAAUUACAAUUUUCGGACAAGGAUCUGGUGCUACGCUAGCGCACUUGCUGAUGAUAACACCUGUGAUAGAGCAACCAAUUUUCCGUCGGGUUAUCUUGCAAUCUGGAUCCAUGUUGAGCCCUUAUUUCAUCAAUGAGAAUCCUUUUGACCAUGCUAUGGAUAUUGCUUACAAGGCUAAUUGUACUCGAGUGAAUACAGUGGAAGGAGUCAAUAAUUGUCUAGUGCGCCUUCCAGCUAGUAAAUUAAUAGCGGCUUUUGGGGAGCAUGCUAAAUCCAAGGAGAAGGAUGGAAUAGGUCGUUAUGGUGGUUUUCAAUGGACUGUCGAUGAUUUCUAUGGCGUUCUUCCGAUGCAUCCCGCACGGCUGGUUCGCGACACAAAUCGCUUCUACUACCCGAUGAUUGGUGGUGUAACGAAAAAUGUGGGAAGUUACUUUUUUACUCGCCAAAUUUUGAAACGUUUACAUCAACCCAACCACAUCAAGGUGGAUGUCGAAGAUAUUUUAGAAGUUGUCCUGAAACAUACUAUCGGCGAUGAUGACUUUGGAAUUUGGAAAACCCUGGCGGCCGAAAAUCUCUUUGAUGUAGAACAGAUUGAAAAUUCAACACUGGCUGCCCUAGAAGCAGGUUUAAUUGAUCUUUUAAGUAACAUUCUCUACAAAGGACCUGUCCUACAAGCAGUUCAGAUGAACUCCAAGCUCCUUCCCAACGACACGUAUCUAUACACGUUUGACUAUAAAGGUCAAUAUUCUCGAUAUCCGAAUCAAGGUACGAGGCAUUAUGGAGUAUCCUUAAGUGACGACAACCUCUACUUGUUCCCUUAUCCACCGGAGGCUGCUCGAUUGAAUCCAGAAGAUACCGAAAUGGCUCAAACUAUGGUUGAUUUGUGGACAUCGUUCGCUAUAACUGGGGUGCCUGAAUCUGACGAAGUUGAUGACUGGCCAUCAGUGGCCAUGGUUACUGGGCCUUAUUUGAGCAUAGGUGAAGACGAUAUAGUUCGAUUUGAUUUUACUGAAGAGAUGACAAGGACGAAUCAAGAUUUGCAGAGCUAUGAUUAAGAUGCAUCAAGUGAAUAAUGUGGAGCAAUUUUUUUGAUUUAGAUUUAUCAAUAAAGGAAAAUUUAUUUUUA